Messenger RNA from Eucalyptus grandis, 605 nucleotides. RefSeq lists its product as uncharacterized. The record is from RefSeq and is a predicted model, not a curated record. The transcript has 2 exons. Bases 199 to 585 code for a protein of 128 amino acids. NCBI's taxonomy places the organism in Eukaryota, Viridiplantae, Streptophyta, Magnoliopsida, Myrtales, Myrtaceae.
CAUCAUCUAGUCCUAAACAUCACAUUUCCUGUAGGCUGAGCAGAGAGUGCGUGACGAAAGUGAGAAGCUGAGGCAGCAAGAGCAUGAGCAAAUUGCAGAAAAGAGAAGCAAGAAUUGGCUGGCCUUUUCUUUUAGUUAUAAUUAUAUCAAUGCAGAAAGAAAGAGAAUCAAAGUAUUUGGUUCUUGUCUGAUUAGUUAAUGAAGUGGUUGACAUUUACUCUCUUUUGUCUGAUUAGAAUUGCUGCCAAGGCAGAAGAAAAGAAAGAUGCAACCUUGAUUGAGCGGCAAAAAGAGCAAGUUGGUUUCUUUCUUCUCUUAUUCUCAAGGAAAGUUGAGGCGCAGGAUUUCCUGGAGCAGAAGAGCGCUGGGCGACAGGAGCGAUCUGAAUAUCAGAAACAGAUUGGGGAUCAGUAUAUUGCAAAAGUCGAGAAGCAGUUGGAGAGGUGGCAAAAUGCCAGGAAAGCGAGAAAAGCAAACCACGAUUUUAUUUGUUUGGGUUCCCUUAAUUGUGUUACCUUGAUAAACCUAACCAAAUCGAUAGUAUAUGUCAAGACAAUAAUUUUGCCGUCAACAAUAAGGCUGUGAUCCCUCUUGCACCUAAUAAA